GCCAUUUGAGAUAACGCGCGAGCGCAUGCGUGAACCGUGCUGUGAAUACAUGCUGUGUUGUGUUGUGACGAAAGGAGUUCAUUGCAAACGUGUGAUAUAUCAGCAUGGAGUACUUAAUGAAAAAGAUGUGGCUGUCUUGUCUAGUAGCGUCCUCUGUGAUCAGCAUAGCGGCGUGCGCCGGCAACGAGUAUCUCCCGCCCAGCAAAGGCUAUAGCUACAAACCUCCUCGCAUACCAUUUAUCACCCCCACGAAGCCUCCGCAGCCUCCUCAGCCGCCGGUGACGUCACCACCGCAGCGACCACAGCCGUACCUGCCGCCAGUCACCACCACCAGACCCUUCCCCAAGCCACAACCCACUCCAACGCCGCAUGUGCCAGACCAUCCCCAUGACCACCACGACCACCACGACCAUCAUGACCACCACGACCACCACCAUCACCACGAGCCAGGCAUGCCGUUCGACUUUGCGUACGCGGUGAAUGAAGAUGGCAAUGACUAUCAACAUAACGCGGUAUCUGAUGGUGACAUCACUCGGGGCGAGUACAGAGUCGCGCUGCCAGACGGCCGAGUCCAAAUCGUGAAGUACACUGCUGAUUGGAAGAACGGAUUUAAUGCUGAUGUAUCUUACGAAGGAGAGGCGAGGUAUCCUGAGCCGAAUACAAAUUCUAUCAGCUCACCGAACCAAGGCCAAGCUUAUUUACCCGCCAACCAAGGAGGCGGCUACAAAUAUUAAAUAAAAAACUCAAAAAAGAAAAAAAAGAGAUUGUACAUCGGGGUUAAAAAUAAUUUGACAAAUAAGGUUACUCUUAAUAAUGUUGUUGUUGUCUAAAAUAAUUUUAAAAAUCAAAUUAUUUUUCUACUAGAUAAUGGCAACAUUUAAAUUAAGUUACCAAUAAAGUUACCAUAAUGAUGUAAAUUAAAAUAUUUAUGGUACAUGUCAUAAAUUUAUUUUAUAACGAAUUUAUAAGUUUUUUUUAUGAAAUAUUACUCUGUUUCUAAUACAUGUUGUAUUAUAAAAUAUUUAUCAUGAAAUAGUGUACCGAUUUAAAGUAGGGUAGACAUAGAUAGGUUUUGUAAUUUCAAACAUAUGAAUACUAUUAUUUAUAACCUAAAACUCCAUAAUUUAUUUUAAAAAAAUUAUUCAUUUUAUUCCAUAGUUAACAUCCAUGAAAUAAGAUUAAUGAACAAUAUUAAAUAAGGAAGACAAUGAAUAUAUGAAACAUAGAUCCAUAUUUUUCUUUUUUUUUCCUAUGCCUCUUGAUUUAUAAAAAUACUCAUUUUUACUCUAGACAUUUCUAUGUGUUUGUGAAUCCUGUGAAA
Messenger RNA from Papilio xuthus (Asian swallowtail), 1321 nucleotides. The record is from RefSeq and is a predicted model, not a curated record. NCBI's taxonomy places the organism in Eukaryota, Metazoa, Arthropoda, Insecta, Lepidoptera, Papilionidae.